Messenger RNA from Microthlaspi erraticum, 411 nucleotides. The record is from the annotation of a GenBank genome assembly. Lineage: Eukaryota; Viridiplantae; Streptophyta; Magnoliopsida; Brassicales; Brassicaceae.
AUGGAAGUCUUCAAAAGAGUACCUGAAAGUCCUCACUUCAGCAAAUUGUCUGAGAUUAGACAAGAUUUCCGUGAAGGAUAUGCGUUAGGUGUAAUGGCGACUUUUUCCGGGUUAUUGGAGAAGUUCAAAGAUUUGGAAGCGGACGUUCCCAUAAGCCAACUAGAUAGCCUCAAAGACUCCUUUACGGAGCUGGAGAAGCAUGGGUUUGAUGUUACAAGGCCUUUGUCACGGAUCGAAAAGCUGUUGGUUCUCAAAGAUAGACAACUGAAUGUUCUGAAGAAACAAAAAGAUCUUGACAAAAAGAUUAUAGUUGAAAAGCGCAAGUCUGAACAAGAGUGUGCUAAGAUGGAACGGACGAUCAUUAUAGUUGGCUUCGAGUUGCUAAUUCCAAGUCCUCCAUGCAUAUUUUGA